AAUAAAUAAAUAAAUAAUACCAUUAUUAUGGCCUUCCUUGUUCCUUAUCUUUAUGCUCUUCUCUUGUUCCUCCAUUGGACCUCGCCCCAUUGCUGCUCCAUCCUAUUAUUCCCUUAAUUUAUUAAAAAAGAAAAACAAGAAAUAAGCCCCAUGCUGCUGUGAUUGGGCUCUGCGACGAAAGAAUAGGAGAAAGAUGAAAAGAGAUCACCAAGAAAGUUGCGGUGUUGGCGGUGGCAUUGCUGGGUAUGAUACUAAAUCUGGUAAUAAUAAAGGCGAAUCUUCGUCGUCAAUGGGGAAAGGAAAAUUAUGGGAAGAAGAGCAAGACCCUGGAGGUAUGGAUGAAUUGCUUGCUGUUUUGGGUUACAAGGUCCGGUCAUCGGACAUGGCAGAUGUUGCCCAGAAGCUUGAACAGCUUGAGAUGGUAAUGGGUACUGCCCAAGAAGAUGGGAUUUCGUAUCUUUGUUCUGAUACUGUACAUUAUAAUCCCUCAGAUCUCUCUGGUUGGGUUCAGAGUAUGCUGUCUGAGCUUAAUCCACCCAUGUGUCUUGACGCCUCUGGUAUGCUUCAAAAUCAACACGAUCCUGUUCUUGGUUCUUCCACAGUUACUUUCUCUAAUCCUCCAUCGCACAAAUCGGAAAUUUUUAGUGGUGAUUAUGAUUGCGAUCUUAGAGCAAUACCUGGUGUGGCUGCUUAUCCACAACCGGAUUCAAUAUCAGAAAGGGAAAAUAGCAGGAAGAGAAUGAAAACCUCACCUGGUUCUGAUACCAGUAAUGCUACCACCUCCAAUUCAAAUUCUACGCCGCCUCUCUUAGCUGAUGCUUCUUCUUCUUCGUUGUCAUCUUCCUCACCGCCAUCAACAAUUAUGAUUUCAGGCAAUUUAUCGGAGCCAAGUCGGCCGGUUGUCUUAAUUGACUCGCAAGAGACGGGAGUCCGUCUCGUACACACACUAUUGGCUUGUGCACAAGCAGUUCAACUGGAGAAUCUUAAGCUCGCAGAGGCGCUUGUGAAGCAUAUAGGCUUACUUGCGGCGUCUCAAGCUAGCGCUAUGAGAAAAGUGGCUACUUACUUUGCCGAGGCCUUAGCUCGCCGAAUUUACAAAAUCUACCCACAAGAAUGCCUCGAUCCUACGUAUUCUGAUGCUUUAGAGAUGCAUUUCUACGAGACCUGUCCCUACCUCAAAUUCGCCCAUUUCACAGCUAAUCAAGCAAUUCUCGAGGCUUUCGCCACUGCAAGUAGAGUUCAUGUGAUCGAUUUCGGUCUAAAGCAGGGGAUGCAGUGGCCGGCACUCAUGCAAGCGCUUGCUUUACGCCCAGGUGGGCCGCCGGCUUUUCGGUUAACCGGAAUUGGUCCACCGCAGCCUAACAACACGGACACUUUACAGCAAGUGGGUUGGAAGCUAGCGCAGUUAGCCGGGACUAUUGGCGUCGAAUUUGAAUUCCGCGGUUUUGUAGCCAACAGUUUAGCGGAUCUCCAGCCGGAAAUGCUCGACCUCCGGCCCCCGGAGGAGGAGACAGUCGCUGUUAAUUCCGUAUUCGAGCUUCACCGCCUCCUGGCUCGACCCGGUGGGAUUGAUAAGGUUCUUUCCUCCGUCAAGGCCAUGAAGCCCAAGAUUGUGACCAUUGUUGAACAAGAAGCCAACCACAACGGCCCGGUUUUUCUAGACCGGUUCACUGAAGCUUUGCACUAUUAUUCCAGUUUGUUUGACUCGUUAGAAGGGUCUGGGUUGGCUGUCCCGAGUCAAGACCUGGUCAUGUCCGAGUUAUACUUGGGGAGGCAAAUAUGCAACGUGGUGGCUUGCGAGGGGGCGGACCGAGUUGAGAGGCAUGAGACUUUGAGUCAUUGGCGAACUCGGAUAGAAUCGUCUGGGUUUGACCCAGUUCACCUGGGUUCGAACGCCUUUAAACAAGCAAGCAUGUUAUUGGCUCUAUUUGCAGGCGGUGAUGGGUAUCGAGUGGAGGAAAAUAAUGGGUGUCUGUUGCUCGGGUGGCAUACUAGGCCACUUAUUGCCACCUCGGCCUGGAAACUCGGUGGUUAGUAAUAAUAAUUCAACUCAAUCAGGUGGUGAGUUAAUGUUAGCGAGUCAGUGAAUCAAGUGUGUAAUUCUAGACCUUUUUAUCCUUUUUUUUUUUUUCUCCUUGUUUUUCUUAAUGUAAUCUUAGAAUUUUUUUUUUAUAUAAAUUUUUUAAUGAA
This is a messenger RNA of Hevea brasiliensis (rubber tree), 2190 nucleotides long. Its product is annotated as DELLA protein GAI. The record is from RefSeq and is a predicted model, not a curated record. Gene Ontology annotation, cellular component: nucleus. NCBI's taxonomy places the organism in Eukaryota, Viridiplantae, Streptophyta, Magnoliopsida, Malpighiales, Euphorbiaceae. Gene Ontology annotation, biological process: regulation of DNA-templated transcription; jasmonic acid mediated signaling pathway; negative regulation of gibberellic acid mediated signaling pathway. The transcript has a single exon. Bases 194 to 2035 code for a protein of 613 amino acids. Gene Ontology annotation, molecular function: sequence-specific DNA binding; DNA-binding transcription factor activity.